Messenger RNA from Anguilla rostrata (American eel), 10353 nucleotides. It is a transcript of the gene slc9a1a, whose product is annotated as solute carrier family 9 member A1a. Gene Ontology annotation, cellular component: plasma membrane. The transcript has 12 exons. The record is from RefSeq and is a predicted model, not a curated record. Lineage: Eukaryota; Metazoa; Chordata; Actinopteri; Anguilliformes; Anguillidae. Gene Ontology annotation, biological process: regulation of intracellular pH; proton transmembrane transport; potassium ion transmembrane transport. The coding region runs from base 1127 to 3502 and encodes 791 amino acids. Gene Ontology annotation, molecular function: potassium:proton antiporter activity; sodium:proton antiporter activity.
CGCAGAUCACCGAGAGAAGUGAAUGGGCGGACUCCUUGCCCUUGCGUGAUCAGUAAGACACUGCAAUGCAAUUGCAUCGAACCACGCGCCUAAAUAUGCUAUUGUCCCUCCUCUCCAGUAGAUGACACUGUGGAGGCCAUUGAAGUACCCCCGGUUUUUCCUCCCUCCGCCCCAGUUCUGUUCCAACCUUCGUAAAAAAAUGGGUGUGUGUAUCUUGAAGGUUGUGUUUAGCAACGCGGAGUCUCUCGCCCGGCGUGGGAGAGGCUUGCAUCGCUGGUAAAGCUUGCAGGCAAAUCGCAGAAGGCAGACGCGGAACUGAGAGAGACACGCGCAGGCAGAAAGCAGACACUUGAGCGUUGCAGGCGUUAAACAAGCGUUUUAUCUUGACCGGACAGGGGACACCGCUCGCCUGCUUAGGUAAACUGGCUGACAACUACAGCCAGGUAAAAUCUAUCUAUCUGGAAUCUCCAACAGAUAACCUGACUGUCAGUGCGGCCGAACUCUGCCUCUUCUGGUCUGAACUCGAUGGAGACUCCUCUUCUUUCCUGACAGCACAUCCAAUUUUCCUGCGUAGCCAGUUUUCUGGCGACCGGCCGCCGAGAAGAAAUGAACAUCAGUAUAUGUUGAUAUAUGUAUGGGCUGUAUUCCAGCUAGCGAGCCAAGUAUCUCGCCGUUGACACCUUGGGCUAUAAUGAUUCGUCAUUGGCACCGGAAUUCGUGUGACUUCUGAUUCGGUGCUUAUGUUACCUGUGUUUUUUUUCUUUUCUUCAAAGUUUGGGGUCGUUAAAUUGGUGCGCACUGAUGAAGAUGAGAGGCUUGGUGAAAGUGCUUCAUCGUACAGGUCACGUCGCUAGCUAGCUACAUUCCACAUUUCCUGCUUUUGCUUACUAGCUAGCUGGAUACCUGGUGCCGGGCUCUCUCCCUGUCCGCUCGCGUACAUCCCAUUGCGGUAAAGCUAGCCAACCAGCUAGCAAGUUCUUUUUUUGGGAAAUUGGCGUUUUAAAAAAUCAUUGCCUUAGAACUGGCUGGCAAAGUUAUUUCUGUCCUGUUACAUAGUUAGCGAGCUAAGCUAAUUUGUUGUAGCUAAUAGAGGAGAGUAGUUCUCUUCACCCAAACAUAUUCCAACAUGCCCGUUCGAGCACUUCCACGGCUGGCGGUCGGCCUGAAGACGGCAUACGAGCGGGGACUAUUGCUGGUGAUAGUGAUGAUGUUAGUGGCCGGUACCGUGCUGCCCCUCGGCGCUGCGAGCUCCCCGGAGGUGAACGGCAAAGAAGCGGGCAGCCCCAAGGAUGCCCACGGGACGGAUCACGGGGGAGGCGGUCACAACAUUACCCAAAAGAACUUCCCCGUACUCGACUUCGACUUCAAGCAUGUACAGAUGCCGUUCGAAGUGUCACUAUGGGUCCUGCUGGCUUCUCUGAUGAAGCUAGGUUUCCACCUGAUCCCGCGGCUGUCGUCCAUCGUGCCGGAGAGCUGCCUGCUGAUCGUGGUGGGGCUGCUGGUGGGGGGGCUGAUCAAGGUGGUGGGGGAGAAGCCGCCGGUCCUGGACUCCCGGCUAUUCUUCCUGUGCCUGCUGCCGCCCAUCAUCCUGGACGCCGGCUACUUCCUGCCCAUCCGACCCUUCACGGAGAACGUGGGCACCAUCCUGAUGUUCGCGGUGGUGGGCACGCUGUGGAACGCCUUCUUCGUGGGCGGCCUGCUGUUCGGCGUGUGCCAGAUCGGCGGGCCCCACCUGGAGGGCGUGGGCCUGCUGCCCUGCCUGCUCUUCGGCUCCAUCAUCUCCGCCGUCGACCCUGUGGCCGUGCUGGCCGUCUUCGAGGAGAUCCACAUCAACGAGCUGCUGCACAUCCUGGUGUUCGGGGAGUCGCUGCUCAACGACGCCGUCACCGUGGUGCUGUACCACCUGUUCGAGGAGUAUGUGGGCAAGGGCUCGGUCUCCGUGCAGGACGUGUUCCUGGGCAUCAUCUCCUUCCUGGUGGUGGCGAUCGGGGGCAUCCUGGUGGGCGCCAUCUACGGCAUCCUGGCGGCCUUCACCUCCCGCUUCACCUCGCACACCCGCGUCAUCGAGCCCCUCUUCGUCUUCCUCUACAGCUACAUGGCCUACCUGUCCUCCGAGGUCUUCCACCUGUCCGGCAUCAUGGCCUUGAUUUCAUGCGGUGCAGUGAUGCGGCCCUACGUGGAGGCCAACAUAUCCCACAAGUCCCACACCACCAUCAAGUACUUCCUGAAGAUGUGGAGCAGCGUCAGCGAGACGCUCAUCUUCAUCUUCCUGGGCGUGUCCACGGUGGCCGGGCCGCACCACUGGGACUGGACCUUCGUCAUCGUCACCGUCCUCCUCUGCCUCGUCGCCCGCGUGCUGGGUGUGGUAGGAUUGACCUACUUCAUCAACAAGUUCCGCAUCGUCAAGCUCACCACGAAGGACCAGUUCAUUGUGGCGUACGGUGGCCUGCGGGGGGCGAUAGCCUUCUCUCUGGGCUACCUGCUGGACGCAGAACAGUUCCCAGAGAGAGGAAUGUUCUUGACUGCCAUCAUCACCGUAAUCUUCUUCACUGUCUUCGUACAGGGCAUGACGAUCCGGCCGCUGGUGGACCUGCUGGCUGUGAAGAAGAAACAGGAAACCAAGCGCUCCAUCAACGAGGAGAUCCACUCACAGUUCCUGGACCACCUCCUGACGGGCAUAGAAGACAUUUGCGGCCAUUAUGGACAUCACCACUGGAAGGACAAGCUGAACCGCUUCAAUAAGAAGUACAUAAAGAAGUGUCUGAUCGCGGGCGAGCGUUCCAAGGAGCCGCAGCUCAUCGCCUUCUACCACAAGAUGGAGAUGAAGCAGGCCAUCGAGCUGGUGGAGAGCGGGGGCGGGGUCAAGCUGCCCUCCAACGUGCCGUCCACAGUGUCCAUGCAGAACAUCCAGCCCAAGAAGCUGGUGCUGGAUCGGGCGCUGCCCGAGGUGUCCAAGAGCCGCGAGGAGGAGAUCCGCAACAUCCUGCGCGCCAACCUGCAGAAGACCCGGCAGCGGCUGCGCUCCUACAACAGACACACGCUGGUGGCCGAGCCGUUCGAGGACGGCCUGACUGACCUGCUCGUCAAGAAGCAGCGCGUGAAGGAGAUGGAGAAGAGGCUGACCCGGAUGAAUAACUACCUGACCGUUCCGGCCGCGCCCCCGGACUCCCCCACCAUGAACAGGUCCAGGCUGGCAUCAGACCCCCAGUCGUACAGCAGUAAGCCUCUGAAGGCCUCUGAAGACGUCCCCACCAUCCAGGUGGACCUGGCCUCGCCCCAGUCCCCCGACUCGCUCAAGCUGGAGGACGAGCUGGCCAAGAAGGCGGGGCGGAAGGACCCGCCAGAGGACCGGGGCCUGGUGAUGAAGGUUCCCUCCUCAUCCUCGGGCCCGAAGAAGGACGAGGACCAGAACGGCGGGAAGGACCAGCGGCUGAUGCGUUGCCUUAGCGACCCGGGACCCAGCGCUGACGAGGAGGACGAGGACGAGCCCUUCUUACCUUAAACAAGCCCCGCCCACGAGGGGGAGGGGGAGGGGGGGGCGGAGUCAGGGGCGAUGGGGUGGGGGGGAGGAAUGGGGAAAAGGACCGCCCCCUUUUUCAUACGCAGUUAGUCCCCCUUUGGGUCGAAAAGUAAAAAUUGCAACAAGCCAAACUUUGUGAAAGGACGAAGCAACGAAGGAACCAAAACAAUAACAAACAAAAAAAAACAGGAAGCGAAAUAAGCCAUUUAUUUAUCGUUGACAUUUUGUUCCUUUUGUGCGUUCUUUUUUUGUGCGUUUGUUUUUAAGCUUCAUGAAUCUGUCCACGCCUUUCACGUGCGGAUUUGGGAUUUGGCAGACAGAGCGGGGAAGAUGGUAGAAGUGGUGAGUGAACAGAACUAUGCGUUGCCAAAGGACUGGACUCUUAGUCGACGACGAUGUUCCGGGUUUAGUUUGUGUUUCUCUUCCAAAGCCUUUGUCUUUAUUUGUUUGGAUUUUUUUUGUGCCUGACAUUUUGUUGUUUAUUUUUGGCAAUCAUUUUGUGUUUGUUCAGAAUCAUUUUAGUGUUUUUCUACGGUUUUUCCUUGCCGGUGGAGGUGGGAGGGGAGGGUGGUACAACGUUCUUUUUUUCACAAGGUGCUCUUUUUCUUUCAAGUGCAAAUGGGCAAUCCUCCUGUUUUGUUCGCCCUGCAAGAGUUUUACAGCAAUCUCUCUCUCUCCCUCUCUUUCUCUCUGUCUCUCUCAGUCACACACACACUUACACACACAUUUUCUCUCUCUCACACACACACACACACACACACACAUGCUAGCAGUACAUUGCAGAGGUGCGGUUGGGGGGCUCAGCGGGCUGAAUUUGGCAGCUCUGGCCCCGCCCCCCUCUCCCUCUCUCAUACCCUCUUUAAUCACUCCACAGCUCUGGUGCUUCUUGACAGAGGAAACAGGAAGCAUAGUUAGACUCCGCCCCUCGCUCAGCAUGCGGUCUGUGUGUUCAGACCUCAGCACGACCGUUUUUAAACUCACUCCCCGCCCCUCCUAGGAAACGCGAACAAGGCAGGAGGAUCGACCCAAAAGCCUCUUCUUCUUAAUCCAAAAGUUUCUUCUUCUCUUUUCUGCUUUGUGAAUAUACCAAAAACCGUAACGCAGUUGAUCCUGACCGUCCGCCAUCGAGACGUUCGCACCGCUGCCCGCUCUGUGGGUUUGAUGGUCCUGCUAGCAGGCAGUGGCGGCCUCCCGUUGGAACGUUGCACCUUCACUCCUCCCCCUCACCAGGGGGCGCUGUAGUCGUUUCAUUGGAGCGCAAGCCUUAUGAUUUGUUUGGGCAGGGGUGGGGACGGGGAUGGGGAUGGGGGGAUGGUCAACAUCAAUCCCCCUUGUCAGUUUUUCAGUUAUUAGGGCCCAUUUUAAAACAUUAGCUUUAUGUUUUUCCUCCUCAAAGAUGAGCAGCGGACUGCGUUUGCUCCUGGUUCUUCGUGCGUUUAUAUUCCCCCCUGGUCUCGUACCGCUGAGGCCGGCCAUUUUCAACCUUUAAUCUUCAGUGACGUCAGCGACUAUUCUGCAGACGGCCUGAUUUUGCUCCGUUUAUUUUUCGUUUUUUUUAUAGCCAGUAAGGGGAAGACGUCGGCUGACUGUACAUUUUUCACAUCAGAUGACAUUACAGUAAACUCCUGCAUGGGACCUCUGUGGGGCCCAACUGGGGCUUCAAUGGGGUCUCAAUGGGGCCUCAACGGUGAUGCAAAAAAAACGUACAUAUUUAAAAAAACGAUAUGCAUUUUUACAUGCUGUGAACAGACAAUCAAUCGCAUGCAGCAAGGGGAGGCGAGGUGGUCCUUAAAGUGCAAGUACGGGCACACGGUCACAUAAACAGACUCGUGUAAAAGUUGGCCUUGCAACAGGCUGUCAGUCUCCACUGGAAUUUGACUCUGGCAUUUGAAUGAGGCCGUCGGGUUGAUCCGCUAGGUCUCAGAUAUUCGGGAGUUUACUGUGUUUUUUAUUUCUUAUUUUUUUGUGCUUCGUUACAAAGGCCAGUCGAAGGUGGAACACGAUGGACGCGAUACCACAGCUGGGGCAGCCAUGCAAUAUUUACUAUGCAGUAUACAGUUGCUUGUGUAGAUAUGUACAUACAGGCCGUGCGAAUACGAUUCCCUUUAACGGCAUGACGUGUUUCUGUCAACAGGGGGCGCUGGGUUGCGGUUUUCUCUGCUUCAGCCCAAUGGGGGGGGGGCAUUAACACGUAGUUACUGGGUGUGUUCCAGGUGCUUAUUUACACCCCAAGAAUGACAAGCAAAAACAAAACUUUUCUUUGUUUGCACAUAAAGGUGGUGUUUCACCUUUUGGUUGAAGGACAGAGACUGUAAUGCCUUUUAUGUGUCUGCUUGUGUGCAGUAUCAGGCCAGUCGUCUUCAUGCCGCAGUCAGGCACCUGUCAUGUAAAACUGGGAAGUCACAGGUAUUGCUGCAGGGGAGAGAUCUCUGUUAUGUGGACAAACCAAAUCUGUUCAGCAAAUACAAAAAAAGAACCGAAACAAAUGUACAUAUUAGGAUUGUUGGUAUCUUAUAUUGUUGUCAUAUCACCCAAAAAUGACCCAAAAUUAUUAUUAUUAUUAUUAUUAUUUUGCUGGUUUCCAAAGCCAGAGGCUCAUUUGAGUCCUGUAGAAAGACUCUUGGCAUCCAGUCUCUGAAAAUUAGAGUGCAGGCUCUACGGAGCGCAUCUCCCAGUCACCAUGGUUACCUGAAAUUCGGUGUGCGCCCUUCCGUGUCUCUUAAGCUGGCUUUGGGAUGAAGUCCUAAAUGGGUAGCGGGGAGUUUAUGUGAAGAAGGGGCGGGAGGCGUGUGUCUCUCUUGUGAAAAACCAGACGAGUUGAGAACUCUGACCUGCUGCCUCCACCGAGUUGGUGUAGGCAACAUAACAGUAGUCCCCUCAGGGGUGGAGGCAGGUGAACCUGCAGUAGGCCCCUCAGGGUUGGAGGCAGGUGAACCUGCAGUAGGCCCCUCUGGGGUGGAGACAGUAGAACCUGCAGUAGGCCCCUCUGGGGUGGAGGCAGCAGAACCUGCAGUAGGCCCCUCUGGGGUGGAGGCAGUAGAAUCUGCAGUAGGGCCCUCUGGGGUGGAGGCAGUAGAACCUGCAGUAGGUCCCUCAGGAGUUGGUGGAGGCAGCAGAACCUGCAGUAGGCCCCUCUGGGGUGGAGGCAGCAGAACCUGCAGUAGGCCCCUCAGGAGUUGGUGGAGGCAGCAGAACCUGCAGUAGGCCCCUCAGGGGUGGAUGGAGACAGCAGAACCUGCAGUAAACCCCUCAGGGGUGAAGGCAGCAGAACCUGCAGUAGGCCCCUCAGGAGUUGGUGGAGGCAGCAGAACCUGCAGUAGGCCCCUCUGGGGUGGAGGCAACAGAACCUGCAGUACGCCCCUCUGGGGUGGAGGCAACAGAACCUGCAGUACGCCCCUCUGGGGUGGAGGCAACAGAACCUGCAGUACGCCCCUCUGGGGUGGAGGCAACAGAACCUGCAGUACGCCCCUCUGGGGUGGAGGCAGCAGAACUUGCAGUAGGCCCCACGGCUCUCCGCGGACGAGGGUCACCCCAGGAGCUCAGGACUUGAGGUGUAAAGACGUCAGAGUGAGCCUCGUCCUUCGCCUCUCGCCGCUGAGAGAGCGAUGGCGUUUCAGGCCCCGGGGGAGGGGCAGUGGGCCGUCCUCCUUUCCCUUCCCCCCCCCCCCCCCCCCCCGCCUCUCCGGUUGCCACUGGUGACGCCGCUUGGGCAGGGGGGGCAGGGUUUCGCCAUCGCCGCCUCUCCCCUCACUCAUGAACCGAGUCCCUCUUUUAGCAGGACAACCUGCCCUCCCAUGGGUAGGUAGGAGAGGGGGGGGGAAGGGGGAUGAAGGCCGAAAUUAAUUUAGCCCCCCCCCCCCCAACGCCCACACCCAUCAGAGGUACAUAUCACAUUACGCACCAGGAUGUGAGUGCUGCGUGGCCAGACACUUGUAUAGCGGGCGUUGCCAGGGAGACGGCGAAAGGCGAUACCAGUUUAAAGGGCCAUUAUGCAAGCGUCUGCACGGGCUCACGACCCGCCCUCUCCGUCCGUCCCUGCGUCGCGUGCUCCCUUUGUCCCGAGCGAGCUCAUUCGUCACCGCACCACGCCGCCUUCUUUUUUUGGGGGGCGGUUUUGGUUUUGCACCUGCGUGCCCGUGACAUGGGCACAGCUGACGGGUUUCAGCAGGAGGACGAAAAAAAGGAGCAAAAAAAAAAAAAGCCUCAAACUGCAGGCGCAGGUAGCCUUAGAAACACGGCCCUGGCAACGGUCGCCAGGCACCUUUUGUGUCCCUUCGACGUGGAGGCGAAUCUCUUCGAAGCCACUUUUUUGAUUUGUUAUUUUUUUUUAAAUAUCAGGCCUUUGAUUUGUUUGCCUUUCCCGGAACACCGCGUGUGUCCCGGGUGUCUGAGAGAUGGUAAAUACUUUAUCUGUCUCUCUGUGUUCGUCACGGUUACGUAAUCAAACGCUCCCGCCUCAAUUUAUGUCCUGGUGUGGAAAGUGGGAAGUAUUUCAUAAUGAACUCUUGGGGGGGGGGGGGGGGGGGGCGGGGGGGAGGCUGUAGAGACAGACGAUGGCUCUCGCAAGGUCAGAAACAUAUCGCUCAGCAUAUCCAACCAAAUACUUUCCCUGAGUUUUUUUUUUGUUUUGUUUUUUUCGUUGUUUUUGAUUUUGUUUUCUUUUGGAUAUCGAACCCUUGGUUGUGUCUUUUCUUUAUGCCUUAUAUACUCUGUGCGGUUCUCAUGUUUCUGCACUCCUAACGCCCAGUCCGGCACUGAGGCCGUGCUCGCUCGGUGUUGAGCGCGGUGUUCAGGACCCCGCGGCGUUAGUGCUGUGUUUACUCGCGUUAGGUAUUAGCUCACUGUAGAACGGGUACGGGUAGAAGACUGUACAGGAUGUUAAGCAAAAAAAACAAAACAAAAAACGGUUUACAUGCACAUGUCGCAACAUUGAGUAUGCAUUUCCGCUUAUUCUGCAUCCAUGUAAACUAUUUAAGGCAUUUUUUUUUUCCCUUCCUGUUUAUUUUAUUUUUCUUUUUUUAACUGUGUGUGUGUUUGACGGCAGAGUUCCCGCAGUUUAGGAAAGUGGUGAAUUAUGUUUUAAUCACGCUGGCCUCCAGGGGGAGCCGUUUCUCAUUUUCUGUUGUGUCUCGUGAGAACACUGGGCCUUCACCUCUUCACGGCGGAACCGGGCCAUUGUUGGGUCGCCGGUUCUGCCUACUCCACGUGCUUUAUGGGUUCUCAUUACCUCUCCGGGCCCUACCGGACUCGGGACCAUCCAGCGAGCUUUAUUUACUUUAUUUACACCUGCAGUUGUGGAGUUUACUGUAUGUUCAGAUGCCUUUACUUUUUUAAAAAAUUUUUUUUUACACAGCCUACUGAAAGGAGUGGGAGCAGACUAAGGUUCAAAUAUUUAAAUAAACUGUAGCAUGCAUGUGGAAGGUACUUUGGAGAUGAGGAAAAAAAAUAGACCUUACUCUGAUCUUUGAAACCUUGAACUUAUUUAAACAUAAAAAAAUGUACUUUUUCGAAAAUGAAAUAGUUCGCAUUUCCAAAGAGACUCGGCAUUUGGACAGCCUGUCAGAACAGGUAAAUAAACAUGAAUGAAGGUGAAAGGUCUUUAUUUCACCCGGGGCAUGUCUGGUUCAAUUUUUUUUUCAAGAUUUUUUUAUUAUAAACAUUUGGCUCAUUUCUUUCCUGAUGCCUGUCCAGCAGCUGUGCUGGGUACUGACACUGCAGUUAUAAGUGAGGGUGAAGAUGUCCUCAUAGCUUAGCGUCACAGCCACUGUCCGUCACUGUUGCUACGGAGACUGGGUCAUCUUUAAAGAUGGCCUCAUGCUUAAUGGAGAAGAACUACAACAGACCUGCUGAUGCAGUUUAAUAUGCUACUGCCCCACCACCCUAAAAAUAGUGUGUUUUCUCUCUCUCUCUCUCUCUCACUCACUCUCUGUCUCUCCAUCUGCCUCUUUCCCUCUGUCUCUUCAUCUCUCUCUCUCCCUCUGUCUCUCCAUCUUUCUCUCUCUGUCUCUGUCCUGUCAGUGCCCCAUUAUGUGAACAAACCUGGCACUUUAAAUAUAUUUUUAAAAUGACCUUUAACUCUCUAAAACACUACUGUUAAAGAUUAAGCAAUAAUUAGCUUUUUGGCUGUAUAUUGGUAAACGGGAAAAAAAUUAUAAAUGUGUGUGUAAAUAUCGGCUUCGCUGCGUUACAUGCAAAUCUGGCAACCCAAGUCUGCCCCCAAACAGACAGACAGACAGACAGACAGGUGAGAGAAGUGCAGCAGUGCAUCUUGACUAAUGGGAUAGUGCUCUUCGCUCUGUCCCUUCUGGGGCUGAGGAAUAUGCCACACCCUUCCUGUGCUCUGAUUGGCCGAGUUGAGAUUCUCAGCACCAUGGAGGGGAGAGAGAUCCCCCCAGCUUCUCACCCCACCCUGCUGUGUCUGGAAUUAGACUGGGACACCCCACCCCCACCCCCCCACCUCCUUUAUCCAACUGCCGAAAAAAACUGUGCUUUACUUUUCUUUUCUCCUCAAUCAAUGCCCUCGUUAAUCCACUGUUCUCUGGCAAUGUGCAAAAGUAGACUUUGCAAUAAUUAAAAAAAGAUUUUAUUUUGUAUACUAUGAAUAUGAAUAAAUAUGUAUGUAUACAUUUCAAGAUGAUAUAUAUUAAAUCUUAACAUCUUAUGAAUUGGAUUGGUCUGUGUGUCAUGGAAAUAAACCACUACGACUAGCAAGUGCACCAUCGUGUUGACUUAGCUAUAGCCUUUAGCAUUCCAUUCUCGUGUUUUGAAAAACUGUUGUACUGUAAUGGUCAAAAGGAAAUAUACCAAAUUAAAGUUUUAAUUUAUAAAAAUCA